Molecule: messenger RNA, 819 nt
Organism: Hyaena hyaena (striped hyena)
Lineage: Eukaryota; Metazoa; Chordata; Mammalia; Carnivora; Hyaenidae
Gene: OLIG3
Product: oligodendrocyte transcription factor 3
Exons: 1
Coding region: 1-819 (272 amino acids)
Molecular function (GO): protein dimerization activity
Source: RefSeq, a predicted model, not a curated record
AUGAAUUCUGACUCGAGCUCUGUCUCCAGCAGAGCUUCGUCGCCGGACAUGGAUGAGAUGUAUCUGAGGGAACACCACCACCACCGCCACCACCACCAGGAGAGCCGUCUCAACUCGGUCUCCUCCACGCAGAGCGACAUGGUGCAGAAGAUGCCCGGGGAGAGCCUCUCGCGCGCCGGCGCCAAGGCCCCCGGUGAGAGCAGCAAGUACAAAAUCAAGAAGCAACUGUCUGAGCAGGACCUACAGCAGUUAAGGCUGAAGAUCAACGGCCGGGAGCGCAAGCGGAUGCACGACCUCAACCUCGCCAUGGACGGGCUGCGCGAGGUCAUGCCCUACGCGCACGGGCCCUCGGUGCGCAAGCUCUCCAAGAUCGCCACUCUGCUGCUGGCCAGAAACUACAUCCUCAUGCUCACCAGCUCCCUGGAGGAGAUGAAGAGGUUGGUCGGCGAGAUCUACGGGGGCCACCACUCUGCCUUCCACUGCGGGACCGUGGGCCACUCGGCCGGCCACCCAGCGCACGCCGCCAGCGCGGUGCACCCGGUGCACCCCAUCCUGGGCGGCGCGCUCUCGUCCGGCAACGCCUCGUCGCCGCUGUCCGCCGCCUCGCUGCCGGCCAUCGGCGCUAUUCGACCUCCCCACUCGCUGCUCAAGGCGCCCUCCACGCCGCCCGCGCUGCAGCUGGGCAGCAGCUUCCAGCACUGGGCCGGCCUGCCCUGCCCCUGCACCAUCUGCCAGAUGCCGCCGCCGCCGCACCUUUCAGCUCUCUCCACCGCCAACAUGGCUCGGCUGUCGGCCGAGUCCAAGGACUUGCUCAAGUGA